AUGGUCUACUCUGCCAGACAAAUCGGAGCCAAAAACACCUUGGACUACAAGGUCUACGUCGAACAAGACGGUAAGCCAAUCUCCCCAUUCCACGACAUCCCAUUAUACGCUGAUGAAUCCAAAAAAAUCUUGAACUUUGUUGUCGAAAUCCCAAGAUGGUCAAAUGCUAAAUUGGAAAUCUCCAAGGAACAAACUUUGAAUCCAAUCAUUCAAGAUACCAAAAAGGGUAAAUUAAGAUUUGUUAGAAAUGUCUUCCCUCAUCAUGGUUAUAUUCAUAAUUAUGGUGCUUUCCCUCAAACUUGGGAAGAUCCAAAUCAAACCCAUCCUGAAACUAAGGCAAAAGGUGAUAAUGAUCCUUUAGAUGUUUGUGAAAUCGGUGAAGCCGUUGGUUAUACCGGUCAAGUCAAACAAGUUAAAGUCCUUGGUGUCAUGGCUUUAUUGGAUGAAGGUGAAACUGAUUGGAAAGUUAUUGUUAUUGAUAUCAAUGAUCCUUUAGCUCCAAAAUUAAAUGAUAUCGAAGAUGUUGAACGUCAUUUACCAGGUUUACUAAGAGCCACUAAUGAAUGGUUCAGAGUUUAUAAAAUCCCUGAUGGAAAACCUGAAAAUCAAUUUGCAUUCUCUGGUGAAGCUAAAAAUAAAAAAUAUGCUGAAGAAGUUAUUAGAGAAUGUGCUGAAGCUUGGGAAAAAUUAAUCAAAGGUGAAACUCAACCUGGUGAUAUCUCUUUAACUUCAACUGUCUUGAAAGAUGUCCCAUCAUUUGAUGAAUCUGCUGCUUCUAAAGUUCCUGUUGGUUCUCAAGAUUUAAAAGAUGCUCCAAUUGAUAAAUCAAUUGAUAAAUGGUUCUUCAUCUCUGGUGCUUCUGCUUAA
Molecule: messenger RNA, 867 nt
Organism: Hansenula anomala
Lineage: Eukaryota; Fungi; Ascomycota; Saccharomycetes; Phaffomycetales; Wickerhamomycetaceae
Gene: IPP1
Product: inorganic diphosphatase IPP1
Exons: 1
Coding region: 1-867 (288 amino acids)
Biological process (GO): phosphate-containing compound metabolic process
Cellular component (GO): nucleus; cytoplasm
Molecular function (GO): magnesium ion binding; inorganic diphosphate phosphatase activity
Source: RefSeq, a predicted model, not a curated record